AUGUCAAUACCACAGACAAGUCUUGACGAAGGUGAAGUCGUGACUGCUCUCGACAGCGAGAGUCUUCGCUUUGUAUUCGCUGUUAUGCUGGCAUGUACCGGUAUCAUGUAUUGGACAGCCCGUCGGCGAACGAAUCAACGUAGCCAAGAGGAAACACCUUUGGAAAAAUAUGUAUAUGCUCUAUAUGAAUCAUAUGGUUUCGAUCGCCAUCAGAAUGCGAGCCUCUUCGUAUGCGGAUUCGCCAGUUCUAUGUUGUUGGGGACUUUUAUUGGAAGUUUGGCUGACAGGUUUGGUCGUAAGAAGUUCUGUAUGCUGUAUUGUUGUUUAUACAUACUAUCGUGUGUUACCAAACACAUCCCUCUAUAUCCUGUCCUCAUGCUGGGCCGGCUGUUGGGGGGGAUGGCGACUAGCCUGUUAUUCAGCGUCUUCGAAACUUGGUUUAUCUGCGAGGCUACUACCACCGGUCAAGCACAUCUCAUAUCCAACACUCUCGGUAUAGCGGUCGGUCUUAAUUCUGUUACGGCCAUCGUCGCUGGAGAGGAAACACACAUGUCUAUGUAUCAAGUAUACUGUAGAUACUGCAGUCCUUUUGAUCUCGCCAUAGUAUCACUACUGGUCACGGCACUUUGCAUCCACACGACGUGGAGGGAAAACUACGGGGCGAACGAUUCAAAUUCGGCGAAAAACGAAAAUGUGCUACACUCACUGCAGUCACAUCACUCGAUCAUCCCACUGGGCUGCAUACAAGCACUAUACGAGUCGGCCAUGUACAUAUUCGUGUUUAUGUGGACUCCCGCACUAGAGCAAGCCAACGGUGGUGUUGCUAUUUCCCUGGGACUGGUCUUUGCAUGCUUCAUGACAGCUUGUACGGUCGGCUCGCAGAUGUUCCGGUUAGUUUGUGAUAGUACAUACUGUAUAGAACUCUACUGUAGAUAUGUAAGCACGACUACUGACCAACGGUUGUCCUCUGCGGCGAUCCUCAGACUUGUAUGCUUGGCUGGACUUGUCUCGCAGGGCACUGUGUUUCCGAAUUCACCCUGGACGGUGCUGAUAGCCUUCCUGGUCUUCGAGACAUCUGUCGGUGCCUACUACCCCUCAAUGGGAACUCUCAAAGCCGAGAUCGUACCCGAGGCUUAUAGAGCUACCAUAUACAAUCUAUUCAGAGUCCCUUUAAAUCUGCUGGUCAUUGCUGCACUCCUCGCCAAGCUAGAAGUGGCAGAAGCGUUCGGUGUCGCGUCCCUGCUCCUUGCUCUGGCAUUGAUGCUGAGUAUCCGCAUAAGAGAACCGUCCAGGACAGGGUGUAGUGAUCUGAUUGUUGUGUUCGAUUUCUCUUUAGACUGA
Molecule: messenger RNA, 1341 nt
Organism: Perkinsus marinus ATCC 50983
Lineage: Eukaryota; Perkinsozoa; Perkinsida; Perkinsidae
Exons: 11
Coding region: 1-1341 (446 amino acids)
Biological process (GO): molybdate ion transport
Cellular component (GO): membrane
Molecular function (GO): molybdate ion transmembrane transporter activity
Source: RefSeq, a predicted model, not a curated record